This is a messenger RNA of Mytilus trossulus (common blue mussel), 2191 nucleotides long. Its product is annotated as heat shock 70 kDa protein 12A-like. Bases 101 to 1876 code for a protein of 591 amino acids. Lineage: Eukaryota; Metazoa; Mollusca; Bivalvia; Mytilida; Mytilidae. The transcript has 5 exons. Gene Ontology annotation, molecular function: ATP binding; ATP-dependent protein folding chaperone. The record is from RefSeq and is a predicted model, not a curated record.
CUCCCCUAGUUCACGAUAAGGAAGGAAAAUAUAACGAUGACGAAGUUAAUGACCGGGGCAGUGAAGUAAAGGAAACUCACGUUUUGGAUGACUAGUGAAUAUGGCAACCAUCCUUGACAAGCCAGUUCCUAGUAAGUUGAUGGUAGCGGCCAUUGAUUUCGGUACAACAUACACAGGAUUUGGGUUUUCUAUGCGAGAUAGCUAUCUGUCAGAGCCGUUGAGAAUAUGGACUAAACACUGGGGUUCUUCUGGUGGAGGUCCAGCUUUAGUUUCGGAGAAGACCCCGACCGUCCUCCUGUUGAAUCCAGAUAAAACAUUUCACAGUUUUGGUUAUGAUGCCGAGGAUAAAUACAGUGAACUUGCUCAAGACGAUAACCAUAUUGGAUGGUAUUACUUCAAACAUUUCAAGAUGAAACUCUAUCAUGAGAAAAUUAAUCGCACCAUAUCGUUAAGAACCGACCAGGGACUUGAGCUCCCAGCACUGGAAGUAUUCAAGCACUCGAUAUUGUACAUCAAAGGGCAAGUACUGGAUGAACUACGGAAUAAAGGGCUUUUAGAAACAGCAGUCAUGGAAAAGGAAAUUUGUUGGGUAUUGACUGUACCAGCAAUAUGGGAUUUCACUGCCAAACAAUUUAUGAGAGAGGCAGCUAAAAGCGCCGGAAUACCAACCGAACAGCUAAUUUUAGCUUUAGAACCAGAAGCUGCUUCAGUGUUCAUUAAACAUAUGAAUGUUAAUGUUCAAAGAGACCAAGAUGAAGGUCCUAGUCUUUCACCAUAUGACCCAGGGACCAGAUACAUGGUGCUCGACUUAGGAGGAGGAACGGUAGACGUCACCGUCAGAGAAGUAAUGCCAGACAGAACUUUAAAAGAAGUAACAAAGGCAAGUGGUGGGGCAUGGGGAGGAUUGUAUGUGAAUGAAGAGAUAUACAAAUUCCUAGAGAAAAUAUUCACUCCGAAAAUACUUGGUGAAUUUAAAGCCGAGUCUACCUCCGACUAUCUUGACCUUGAAAGAAGCAUCGAAAUGGUCAAACGUAAACUUGGUACCGAUGGACAGGGUCGUUUUACGUUAAGUAUACCAAUGGACCUCCGAGACCGCUACACGAAAAAUAUGAAGAAGACAGCUUCAGAGGCUAACAUCGGUUUAUUCGCACAAACCAGCACAGAAAUGAAGAAAGAUAAGCUUAAAUUUCCUAAAGAAGUGAUGGCUAAUUUCUUUUCGCCGUGCAUUCAAAGUAUAAUUAAACAUUGUCGAACAGUUCUAGAUCUUGCUGGUGCUGAUAAGGUGCAAGAUGUCAUCAUGGUUGGCGGAUUUGCUGAAUCAACGAUUAUGCAAUUACUUGUAAAAGAAGCUUUUCCAAACAAAAACAUUGUCAUUCCACCUGAAUCCGGAUUAGUUGUUCUAAAAGGAGCUGUUCUUUACGGACACCAUCCGAGAAUCGUUUCUUGUCGGGUUGCUAGUAAGACAAUUGGGUUACGAAACCUCAGAUACUUCUUGAAAGAGACUGACCCUGAAGAAAAGAAAAUGAUGGAAGGUGGAGUUCCCUACUGUAAAGAUAUUUUCCAUACGCUUUGUGAAGCUGGGUCGGAAUUCAUGCUGGGUGAGACAGUUACCCACGAUGUCUUUCCACUUCGCCCAAAUAUGACAGAAAUGUCUCUUAAUCUUUACCAAACUGACGAUGAAAAUCCGAAAUAUACUACUGAGAAAGGUUGCGAAGAAAUAGGAAAAAUUAGAGUAGAAAUGCCAGAUACGUCUAAAGGAAUGGAUCGACAAGUCAUCGUCUCUUUAACGUUUGGCGAUACAGAAUUAAUCGUGGAAGGAAAAGAUAAUGAAACUGGGAGGUCGGCUGAUGUUCACCUUGAUUUACUUAAACAUUAAAGACAUUAAAGCAAACACCUUUAUUUAAAUAUUAUAAGCCAUAUAUUAUUUCUAAUUUCAACUCACUUAUAUUGACAAUUGGCAAUAAAGCUAUAGUAGUGUCUUUUAAUUUACUGUGAAGGUUGUUUAACAAAGAAAUGAAGAUGUUAUUUUUUCAAUUACAAUACGGGCACUUAAAGGUGUUCAAUCUUAAAUUAAAUUGAAAUCUUUCUUUAUUUAUUGCUUUUAAAUAUAAGAAUAUUUAUUUAUAAUGACAUAUCAAAUUUAGUAUUAUUUUUUUAUAAUUUACACUAACUGUGAUAAAGCUGUUAUUUG